CACACACACACACUCCUCACACCGUCUCCUGACUGCUGCUGGUACCGGAACCUGAACGAGGCUUGGGGCGGGGAAACAACUUCCAGUGUUCAGCUGGCUCCUGUAGGGGAGGGCAGCAUCGAUGCCCCGACUUGGACCUGUUCUCCUUCCCAGGCCUCCUGCGGUGAGAGGAUGAGAGGAUGGCCGAGCAGCGGCGCGGGGACCACGGAGGGCUGACGGGUGCUGCUGCGGCGGCUCACCGGGAUGAGCAGCAGCAUCACAACACGAUGAAUUCACCGGAGGAAGCGGGAGCGAUCGAGGCUCUCUCUCUGGAAGAGAUACUGAGGCUUUACAGCCAACCCAUCAAUGAGGAGCAAGCAUGGGCGGUGUGUUAUCAGUGCUGCAGGACGCUGGCAAAGGAGCACCGGGACAGGAGGAGCUCCUCCGCCGCCGCCGGUGCAUCAUCCGCGGCUUCGAUGAGGAUCUCCGGAGCGGGGGAUGUAAGGAUACAGAAAGACGGCUCUGUGAGGGUGGAUCACCAGGGCUGUGAAGGUAAAUUCAACCCUUGCACAACAACAGAGGUGAUUGAGUCUCUGGGCAUCAUGAUCUACAAAGCUCUGGAUUACGGGCUGAAGGAGAACGAGGAGAGGGAGCUCAGCCCUCCUCUGGAGCAGCUCAUCGACCUCAUGACCAACAUGGCCGAGGCCGAGAGGGACGCCUGCCCCGACGAGGGCUACGAGGCAACAGAGGAAGAGGAUGAGCCCGAGGAUGAUCCUGACAACAUCUGCAGCGUCCACGGCUACAGAGAUAUCCUCAAGCUGUGCACAUCCCACCUCCCCAGUCUGUCGGACGUCCCCGGUCACUACCAGGCCGUGUGCCGGGCUCUCUACACAGAAACCAGGGAGCUGGGUACUUUCCUGGAGAAGAUCAGAAGUGCCAAAGAGAACCUCCGUAAGAUGGAGGAAGGGUCAUCAGAGGGGCCUGGCAAAGACCUGGAUGAACUACAGACAGAUGACUGGGCUCGGUUCUGGGUUCAGGUGAUGAGGACCCUGCGUGAAGGAGUCAAGCUGAAGAAGGUGCAGGAUCGUCAGUAUAACCCCCUGCCCAUCGAGUUCCAGCUCACCCCCUAUGAGAUGCUAAUGAACGACAUUAAGUCCAAACGCUACAACCUGCGCAAAGUCAUGAUGCAUGGAGACAUCCCACCCAGGUUAAAGAAGAGCGCUCAUGAAGUCAUCCUGGAGUUCAUCAGGUCCAGACCACCCCUCAACCCUGUGUCGGCUCGCAAGCUGAAGCCGCUGACUGAGCUUCCUCCGACCCUGCAUGAGAGGAUCCUAUCGGAAAUCAAAUCAGAGAGGAAACUCAGACCUGUGUCGCCUGGUGAGAUGCGCAGGGGCAGGCUGGUAAUUCGGCCACUUAGCAUGUCUUUCAGUUUUGAUGCGUCAGGUUUUGGCAAAACUCGCAGUAUGCCUCAGGAUUUGUUCCGUACCGGAGUAGAUGAGUUUAGUCCAUACAUGGGCAGGAGGACGUCCAGCACUCUGUCUCUGACCAACGGCUCCACAUCUUCCAGGGGACAACCCUCGGGAUCCCAGUCUGUUCCUCAGAGGAAGAGGCUCCUGAAGGCGCCCAGCCUCGCCGAGCUGGACAGCUCUGACUCUGACGAUGACAUAUUUGGGCACAAGUCCGCCAGCAGCUCCAGCGUGGCUACGUCUUUGAUGGAUGAUACAUCCCCAGAGUGUGCUGUGGGGAAGAAAACUCCCCCCAUGUUCCUGCCCAUCUCUUCAACACCUCAGCCAGAGAGGCGUAAGACCCCCCUGAGGAGACACUCCAUCGAGAAGGAAACCCCGACCAACGUCCGACUGUUUCAGCCGCCUUCUAAAAAGAGCUCUAAGUCUCUGGAGGAGUUCUGCUUCCCUGUGGAGUGUCUCUCUCUGACGGUGGAGGAGGUGAUGCACAUCAGACAGGUGCUGGUAAAGGCAGAGCUGGAGAAGUUCCAGCAGUACAAAGAGGUCUACAACGCCAUGAAGAAGGGAAAGCUCUGCUUCUGUUGUCGAACCAAAAGGUUUUCCCUGUUCACCUGGUCCUACAUCUGCCAGUUUUGCAAAAAGCCUGUGUGUGCACAGUGCUGCAAAAAGAUGCGGCUGCCGUCCAAACCUUAUUCCAGCUUGCCCAUCUACUCCAUUGGCUCCACCAACACCCUCCCCAGGGAGCGGGUGAAUGCCAUUGCUGCCGUAGGACAAGGGUUCUCUGUGGCUGGAGGGCCGGGGCCGUCAGCAGAGGGAGGGGCCGCAGCGCCUCCCACUUUGAAAGCAGAAAAAAAGGGGGCAUCUAUAGGAGCUGGAAAAGCCUCUGGAGCCACAGCUGCUGCCAAAUCAGAGAAGUCCUCCAGCAGCCCACAGCGCCACGGCCUGCACAAGACCAUAUCCAAGUUAUCCAAGCACGGCUCUUUAAAGUCUCACGAGGAACUGGAGCUGCCCUCAGAGCUGACGGAGGACUGGGCCACCAUGGAGGUGUGUGUGGACUGCAAGACGUUCAUCACUGACAUUAUCGCCUCCAGCAAGCACAGCCUGUCCCUGGCCACCAAGAGAGCGCGCCUAAAACGCAAGACCCAGUCCUUCUACAUGUCCUCCCCUAAAGGACGGGAGGAGUACCGGCCGUCAGAACGGACAAUCAAGGAGAUCUGAAACUCCUCAUCUCUCUAUCUCUGGCUCCUUCCAGCUCCUUCGGCACAAUUAGAAGCACUCAGCACUGGGUAUGAUCUUACUGUACACGUAUACUCAGAUUUGGACCUCGGUGGUGGACGGUGUGGUGUUUGUCGCUGUUUUCUGAUCGUCGUGAAUAGCUCUUUCAGACAAGAGCAUACAGUUGUUUUUUUUACCAUAUCAUAGAUGAUCCUUUAAUCUCUGGCCACAGACUUUUGAAUUACUUCAUUACCCGGGUGGUCCAACCCAACUCACAUUAAAAUCUUUAAGCACAAGACUGAAGACGGACUGUUGGCCCUGCAGAGAGACUUUAAUGUAACUGAGAGUGACUCUACGGAAUAACAAACUGUACAUUUUCUAUGGGUUUAUUUUUUUUACAUGUGUGUAUACGGUAAAUGAUUGUUCGAUGAAGUCCCUCUGUUUUAUUUUGCUGAUGAUGAUCAAUGAAACUCCUCCCACUUUUCUCUUUGCAAAGCAUAUUUAAAAGCAUGCUUUCAAAAAAAAAGCAAGCCGUUCUUUGCAUCACAAUUAAAACAAAUAACUGGUUUUCAUUCAAAUGUAGUGCCAAAUGAUAACAGCUUUCUUAUCCAUGUCACCCCAAACAAAAAUAUGUGCUGUUGUCUUACAAGAUGAGACAAACUGGGGCCCUGGAAAUCUGUUUUUAAAUCUCAGUUUCUCAGAUGGAAAAACCAAAACUAGAUGCUAAUAAUAAAACUAAUGCUAAGCUAAUCAGAUUUAAUCACAUAAGACUUGCACUUUCAUAAAGGAAUAAUUCUAAGAAGAAAAGUGAAGCUGCAGAGAUGUUGUUUCUCCUUCAUGUGUGUUUGUCUGUCUCCAUUAGUUAUAUCUGGGUCACGCUCAAAAACAUUUCCCAUGAUGCAACACUUUUAUUAAAACGUUCCAGUCUGGUAAAUAACCACAUCUUCCACACUCCACAGCCCCAGUUGGGGAGAUCCCAAAAGAGCAGACGUAAAUGAACAGAUAAAUAUGUUGUUGUAAUAUUCAACCUUAUUGCUACUAGUAGAGAAGCAGAUUCAAAAUGUUUUUAGGGCCAUUAAAGCACAUUUAACCUACUGUCCAUUCAUAUGCAACUAACUACAAUCACUAAGAGUAAAGCAGGUAUAGCAACAUUUUUACCUUCUGUACCAUGUGUCAGUUUUUUCAGUUGUGCCAUGUCUUGAUUUACAUAUGCAUUUUUAAAUGUAUCUUUGCGUUGAUAAAUAUAUAUUAAAUUGUUUACUUUUCUUUACAUUAAGUAUUUGUAUUGUGUAAGGAUUAGUCAUAAUUAACACCUCAUGUUUUGUGUACAGAUGCACAGUUCACUGUACAGACUUCAGGAAAAAACCAUCAUACUGUAAGUCUCAAUAUGAUGCCUUUAGGAUUUCUCUCCCUCAUUCAGAGUCUCAUUACUGACCUGGGUGUCUAUUUUGUUCUUUAUAACACUCCUCAUUAAUAUAUUUCUGCCUUAAUAACUGCCUUUUUUUACUAUCACACUCACAUAUUGAACAGUCAUCUACUGUACCUGUACAUACUUCGUUUCUAAAGGUGUGUUUGUAGGUCCGGUGUGUUGCCUGUAUGGUGUCAUGGCGGUGAGACUGUUGUAGAUCUGUCUCUCUGAGAGGGGAACUCUCCCAGUGCAUUAGGGUGUUCAGGGCAGAGUCCACAGUGUGACUGCAUCAUGCAUGUACUACGGUGUAGCUUGUACCCUCAGUCUGUAUUACCUUUAAGAUGUACCUCCCUGCAGAGAGUGCAACAAAAUGAUGACUACAACAAUAAACUCUAAUGCAAUACCUGA
Molecule: messenger RNA, 4473 nt
Organism: Trematomus bernacchii (emerald rockcod)
Lineage: Eukaryota; Metazoa; Chordata; Actinopteri; Perciformes; Nototheniidae
Gene: spire1b
Product: spire-type actin nucleation factor 1b
Exons: 18
Coding region: 180-2660 (826 amino acids)
Biological process (GO): actin filament network formation; establishment of meiotic spindle localization; actin filament polymerization
Cellular component (GO): cell cortex; cytoplasmic vesicle membrane
Molecular function (GO): actin binding
Source: RefSeq, a predicted model, not a curated record